AUGACAAUUAUCACGAAAGCACCAACAAUCCCAUCGUUGCAAGAGUCAGGGAAAUGUAUAUCGUUACUAUUCGAAGAUUGGAUUCUGGAUAAUCUGGUGGAUGCGGAAAGAUUGGAGUGUUAUUUUGGGCAACGAAUGAAGAUACCUAGGCAUUCUCGGUAUUGUACUUUCUUCACGAAUAGUAUCAUCUCCAAUGUCAGCAUUGUUUACCACUGGCUGAGUUUCUCCAGAGAGCACCGCUUCAUCCAUCAUACAUCAGACUCAUGCCAAGACAGCAGGAUUGUGGGUGUCAGUUAUCAACGUUAUCUUGUUUGCCCCGCGGUACUGAUACAUGUCGUGGAGAAGAUGGUGAUGAACAGAGUCCAAGCAAAGAUGUCAUCUCCUCAGACUGAAUCUUGA
Molecule: messenger RNA, 399 nt
Organism: Botrytis porri
Lineage: Eukaryota; Fungi; Ascomycota; Leotiomycetes; Helotiales; Sclerotiniaceae
Exons: 2
Coding region: 1-399 (132 amino acids)
Source: RefSeq, a predicted model, not a curated record